AUGGCCACGGGGGAGACGCAGCUCUACGCCAAGGUCUCCAGCAAGCACAAGGGCCGCAGCAGCACCCCCUCACUCCUGGACCCCCUCCUGGCCAUGGGCUUCCCAGUGCACACCGUACUGAAGGCGCUGGCAGCCACAGGGAGGAAGACGACCGAGGAGGCUGUGCAGUGGCUGCGGGGCCACCGCAGUGACCCCUCCCUAGAUGACCCCAUCCCCCAGGAGUACGCACUCUUCCUCUGUCCCACGGGGUCCCUCCUGGAAAAACUCCAAGAGUUCUGGAGAGAGAGCAGACGUCAGUGUGCCAGGAACAGAGCUCACGAGGUCUUUCCCCACGUGACGCUCUGUGACUUCUUCACGUGUGAAGACGAGAAGGUGGAAGGUCUGUAUGAGGCCCUCCGGAGAGCAGGGGACAGGGUCCUGGGCUCCUUCCCCACCGCUGUCCCACUGGAGCUCCAUGCCUCCAUCAGCUACCUUGGUUUCUUCAUCAACGACAGCCCCGCAGAUGUCAUCCGGGAAUUCGCCAUGACAUUUGCCACGGACGCGUCCAUCUUGGCAGACUGCACCGUCAAACCCAACACCAAGCAGCUGCACCUGACGCUGGCCCACAAGUUCUACCCCCACCACCAGAGGACGCUGGAGCAGCUGGCCAGAGCCAUCCAGCCCGACCACACCUGCCGGUGGACAGCCGCCCUGUACUCCCGAGACAUGCGCUUCGUGCACUACCAGACCCUGAAGGUCCUGUUCCAAUACAAGCCCCAGAAUGCCGACGAGCUGAUGCUGUGUCCCGGCGACUACAUCUUUGUGGAUCCCACCCAGCAGGAGGAGGCCAGCGAGGGCUGGGCCAUCGGGACCUCCCAGAGGACCGGCUGCCGGGGCUUCCUGCCGGAGAACUACACCGAGCGAGCCAGCGAGGCCGACACCUGGGUUAGGCACAGGACGUACACCUUCAGUCUAGCCACGGACGUGAGCGCCAGAAAGGACGGUGAAGCCAACAGCAGACGGAAUGGGGAAUCGCCCCCACCACCCACGUCAAGGAGUAUCAGCGGCAUGCUGGCUUUGCAGGCCACGAUCUGCAGGAGAGGCGUGCUGGUGGUACGCCACGGGGAAGGAGUGGACUGGGUCUUCGGGAAGUCCUGGCUGCAGCGCUGCUCCACGGCCGACGGGAAGUACUACAGGCCGGACCUGAACUUCCCCCGCAGCCUGCCCACACGGAGCAACGGAAUCAAAGACUUUGAAAACGACCCGCCACUGUCGUCCUGUGGAGCGUUCCAGUCCAGACUCGCAGGGGAGGCACUGCUGGAGAGCGGCGUCAGAAUCUCAGCGGUCUUCGCCUCUCCAGCCCUGCGCUGUGUGCAGACGGCCAAGCACAUCCUGGAAGAACUCAAGCUGGAGAGGAAACUUAAGAUAAAAGUGGAGCCUGGGAUCUUCGAGUGGACAAAGUGGGAGGCCAGCAAGUCCACCCCCACAUUCAUGACGCUGGAGGAGCUGAAGGAGGCAAACUUCAACGUUGACCCUGAUUAUAGGCCUGCAUUCCCGCGCUGCUCCCUCAUGCCGGGUGAGAGCUACAACCAGUACACGGAGAGGUGCGCCGUGAGCAUGGGGCAGAUCCUCGGCGCCUGCCCACAUGACGUGGGUGUCACCCUUAUCGUGAGCCACGGCUCAGCACUGGACUCCUGUACCCGGCCACUCCUCGGGCUGCGGCCUCGUGACUGUGCGGACUUUGCUCAGCUCGUGAGAAAGAUUCCUUCCCUGGGGAUGUGCUUCUGUGAAGAGAACAGAGAGGAAGGGAGGUGGGAGCUGGUGAACCCGCCAGUGAAGACACUAACGCACGGGGCCAACUCGGCCUUUAACUGGCGGAACUGGAUCUCGGGGAACUGA
Molecule: messenger RNA, 1878 nt
Organism: Jaculus jaculus (lesser Egyptian jerboa)
Lineage: Eukaryota; Metazoa; Chordata; Mammalia; Rodentia; Dipodidae
Gene: Ubash3a
Product: ubiquitin associated and SH3 domain containing A
Exons: 14
Coding region: 1-1878 (625 amino acids)
Biological process (GO): negative regulation of T cell receptor signaling pathway
Cellular component (GO): cytoplasm
Molecular function (GO): protein binding
Source: RefSeq, a predicted model, not a curated record